This is a messenger RNA of Wasmannia auropunctata (little fire ant), 1559 nucleotides long. Its product is annotated as DNA-directed primase/polymerase protein-like. The record is from RefSeq and is a predicted model, not a curated record. Gene Ontology annotation, biological process: error-prone translesion synthesis; response to UV; mitochondrial DNA replication. Bases 161 to 1489 code for a protein of 442 amino acids. Lineage: Eukaryota; Metazoa; Arthropoda; Insecta; Hymenoptera; Formicidae. Gene Ontology annotation, molecular function: DNA-directed DNA polymerase activity; chromatin binding. Gene Ontology annotation, cellular component: mitochondrial matrix; nucleus. The transcript is spliced from 3 exons.
AAUUGGCGGGAAACUGCUAGUUUAGAUCAGCUGUUCCGAAUAUCAUCGUACAAUAUGUUUACAUCAUGAAAGACAAUGUCGCACACCUGAAAUCGUAAUGAAACAACCGUGAUUGAGACAAAUUGUCCCUUAGAUCGGAGUCCAUUGAUCGUCGAUCGAAAUGGAACCAAUUUGCCCGAGUAGAUUUUACGGUGGCAAGGUACAAAAGCGAUCACCAUCAAAAUCCAACGUUUGCUGGGUGAAAAUGUACCGGGUCAUGCCGUCGCACAUACUGGGCCCGACUCAAUACUGGGAGGAGUUUCACAAACAGGCUGACGCGCUGGCCGCGGCUUCCGAACACAGCACGAAAACCGACACGCUAUGCACGUUCGUGUACCAGCGGCCCAGCGACGGCAGUCGCAGAUUCGUCGUCGCUCAUCCGGAGGUCUAUUGGUGGUAUUACAAAGUCAAACCGCCAGAAGAGAGAUGUUCAUACGAGAUAAUACCGAAAGAUUCGCCCUGUUGGUUAUAUCUGGACUUGGAAUACCCAAUCGAAUUAAAUCCACUUUGCAAUGGACCACGCAUGACCAGGACACUGAUAGAUAUCAUAAGGGCAUACUUACUCAAUCAUUAUCACCUGUUGUGUGAUAGAAGUAACUUCUUAAUACUAGAUUCUACAUCCAGUAACAAAUUCAGCAGACACGUGAUUUUUACUAUGAAGGAUAUGGCUUUUAAGGAUUAUUCGCACGUCGGAAAGUUUAUCAAAACUAUAUACAAUGACAUGCUGCUUUACUUGAGGUCGGAUACGCCGACACAUGGAAUUUUAGAUCACUUUGACAAAGCAGACAUCGAGGAAAUGCUUGUGAAGACGCAGCACGGCGAAAAAUUGUUUGUCGACAAUGGUGUCUACACGAAAAACAGACAUUUUCGAAUAUAUCUGUCCACCAAAUGGGGAAAGCAAUCGUAUCUAACAGUAUCCAUGGACUGCGUGCACAAUACAGUGAAUAAAUGCAGGGAGAAGGAACUGGGGAUCUUUCUGGAUUCCUUGAUAUCGUACUUUCCAAACAAGCAGAAUUUAAUUUUGCUCGAAUUUCUUAAUCGAAGUGACGUGAAAGCUAAACUUUAUUCAAGUAUACCAAAACGAUCUGUUAAUGAAAAUGAUGGCGAGAGCUCGCCAUAUCCUGAAAUAGAUAGUCACAUUCGCAGUCUCAUCGAUCCUGGCAAGAUACGCAUUGCUAAAUAUUCUGAUAAAACCAAAACACUGAGAUACGAAGUUUACGGUAACAGAUACUGUGAAAAUAUUGGCAGGCACCAUAAAAGCAACAAUGUAUACUGGAUUGUGGAUUUGAACACAAAAAAGAUAUAUCAAAGAUGUCACGAUCCGGACUGCUGGGAUUUUUCAUCUAUACCGAAAAGCUUACCGGAAGAAAUUCUUUUUAAGUUGGACGUAGAAGGUGAUCUACUUUUGUGUCCCGGGCAACAAUAUGAUGAAGAUACAGAGACGAUGUAAAAAUUACUAAAUAUGCUUUUAUAAGCAUAUAAAUGUAUAAUUUGUAUAAAAAAUAUUUAUAAACGCUUUU